UAAAAUACGUUUGAGCGUUAUUUGGGCCAACAAGCAUUUCCAUUUCUUCUCUUCAUAACUUUCCUCUCCGCCUUCUGUUUGUUUUCCGAGAAAAAAAUCAUAUUGUACACAAAUCCAUCGGAAAAUUCAGCAAACCCAUUUCAGAGAAGCAAAAAUUCAACAAUGGCCUUUGAGAAAGAUCUCAACUUGGAAGCCACCGAGCUCCGAUUGGGUCUCCCGGGAACUUCACCCGACGAUCAAUCUAAUUCUCCCAUCAACCGAACCAACUCCAACAAAAGAGCUUUGCCCUCCGACGACCAAAACUCCUCCGAAUCUCGCCGAGAAAUUAACUCUGAUACCUCCAAAUGCAGCCAAGAAAAUACCCCUCCUACCAAGGCACAAGUUGUGGGGUGGCCACCGGUGAGAUCAUUUCGAAAGAAUUCUUUACAAGCAAAGAAAAAAGAAGAGACGGCGGCCGGAAUGUUCAUAAAAGUGAGCAUGGAUGGAGCUCCAUUUCUUAGGAAAGUUGAUCUUAAGAUCUAUCAAGGAUAUCCUGACCUUCUUCAAGCUUUGGAGAACAUGUUCAAAUUUUCUCUUGGCAAGUUUUGUGAGAGAGAAGGAUAUAAUGGGUCGGAAUUUGUUCCAACGUAUGAAGAUAAAGAUGGUGACUGGAUGCUCGUCGGCGAUGUUCCAUGGGAAAUGUUCAUGAGCUCAUGCAAGAAGCUAAGGAUCAUGAAAGGAUCAGAAGCAAAAGGUUUAGGCUGUGGAUCAGUGUGAAAUAAAGAAAGAAAAAAUGAAAGU
Messenger RNA from Cucumis sativus (cucumber), 780 nucleotides. RefSeq names its product auxin-responsive protein IAA4. The transcript has 4 exons. The record is from RefSeq and is a predicted model, not a curated record. Gene Ontology annotation, cellular component: nucleus. Lineage: Eukaryota; Viridiplantae; Streptophyta; Magnoliopsida; Cucurbitales; Cucurbitaceae. Gene Ontology annotation, biological process: regulation of DNA-templated transcription. The coding region runs from base 163 to 756 and encodes 197 amino acids. Gene Ontology annotation, molecular function: protein binding.